AUGGCAGCUAGAAAUUUGCGCAUUUCGAUCUCGAAUGCUACUACUUGUGCACCAACAGUGAUUCGCUGCACCGACCUGCGCACUCGAACCAUCCGCCUCCAAUCGGCAAACAAAUAUUAUUACCAAAUGUCUUCUUCCCCUGACUCACCGGAGGUUCACCAUCAUGGACAACCGGGUAGCACAAUAACAAUUGACAAUCUCCCAGAUGAGAUUCUCAUGGAUAUCUUCGAGCGUGUUCCACAAAUGUCGCAGAGGGAUACGCCGCAUCUGGAAUCUAUGAGAUACUCGUGGAUGCGGCCGAGCGACUAUCCAAAGGACAUUCCGCCCGAGGAAUCCAUGUUAGCGCCAUUAGGCCUCAGCCAAGUUUGCAGUCUAUGGCGCAGUCUUGCCACGUCAUGCCCGUCACUAUGGACCGAGAUUACCGUUCUCAUAUGCAAAGACGACAGCGCGCAGAGAGAUGAGUGGUUCCUAAAUGCAGUCGAUACUUGGCUCUCUCGAUCCGGAGUAUCUCCUCUUCGUCUUAGGAUUGUGGGUGAUAUUUCCCGCUCCUGGCUGACUUGGUGUGAUCCGGACGACGCUCCAGGGCCGAAAUUGGAGAUCACGGCGCAUAUUCUAAGGAAAUUAUUGGAUCAUCAAGACAGAUGGAGGGACGCUUCCUGUACCUUUAUCGGGCACGAUCCUAGGAUACUACCGCAACUUGGCCUUGUUGACGCACCACUCCUGGAAUCUCUGCCUUUUUGCUGGGUCGGGCUCACUCAGCUCCAUGACAUGACGCAAAUUAAUCUUGACAUUUCGUGUUCUCCAAGAUUGAGGAGUUUACACCUCGAAGGGAUUCCUCGCAUCACAACCGGGGGAGUCUCUAAUCUGAGGGAAUUGACGUUAGUUAGCGCGUCUGACGAGACAAGCAUAAAGCAAUCCGUUUUCCUACAAUUAUUGCAAGCCAUCCCGAACCUUCAAAUUCUCGUUUUUAAGGCCAUCCAUUGCGAAUCCGAUGCUCCGCAGAGCUCCCUUAUCACGUUGGCUAGACUGCACACUCUCGCAGUCGACGACAAUGGUGAUCCUGCAUUUUUAAUCAGCAGCCAGGAGUUUUCGGCUAUGCUUGUACGGUCCCGUCCUGCUCUGGAGUAUUACGAGCUUUCUCACAUAAGGGUGGGCGGAGACACUGUCGCCCCCUUUCUGCAGCUUAUGCCGGGUUUGGAAACACUUUGCUUGGUAACCGACCCAUACACGCCCGAUCUCUUCGAGAUGCUGUCCGUGAAGGAGACAGCCGAGUCUCAGGACAUUAACGCUUUUCUAUGUCCUAAUCUCGAGAAGCUAAUUGUCAAAAAUUGUGGAUACUGGAAUUGUAACUUGUAACCCUUCAGAACGAAAAAUCAGAAACGUCGAGUCGUUAUGCAAUAUGCUUCAAAAGAGAUGCCAUGCACUCGGCCGGGUUGGGACGAUCGAAUGCUACUCGGCAUACUAUCCUUCAAGUUUCGACGGAGAGCCCGUCUAUACUCCUGAAAACCGAUUCUACGAUAUUCCGUUCGUCGACAUUGGUUGCGCGGGGAUGCGAGAGACCCUCGCGAACCAAGCCCGGUUGGACAUUCGAUUCGAGAAGCUGCUUGCUAUUGAGGUUUAGCCUGUGUGUAAUAAACUGCUUAUUCCUCUCCGUAGGUAGUCUGCCUCUCCAAU
Molecule: messenger RNA, 1674 nt
Organism: Fomitiporia mediterranea MF3/22
Lineage: Eukaryota; Fungi; Basidiomycota; Agaricomycetes; Hymenochaetales; Hymenochaetaceae
Exons: 3
Coding region: 1-1356 (451 amino acids)
Source: RefSeq, a predicted model, not a curated record